AUGUCGAAGAAAUCGGAGGCUCCCCUUUCUUUAUCUGACUGCCUCUGCCAAAUUUGCAUGGAGAUCUUUGUGGAGCCUGUGACGCUGCCGUGCAACCAUACCCUUUGUAAUUCUUGUUUCCAGCUGACAGUUGAAAAGGCCAGUCUGUGUUGCCCUUUCUGUCGGCGUCGAGUCUCUUCUUGGGCACGAUAUAAUGCCCGCAGAAAUACUGUUAUCAACUGGGAACUCUGGGAAAAGAUCCAGAAGAAUUACCCGAAGGAGUGUGAGCGUAGGAUUAAUGGACAGGAUUUGGAAGAGGAAAUCUGUGUCCCCCGUCCACAACACCAGCUAAGCAAGCCUGGAGAGCUGAGGCAGGAGUAUGAAGCAGAGAUCAGUAAGGUAGAGGCAGAAAGGCGAGCACAUGAACAGGAGGAGAACAAGGCAAGUGAGGAAUACAUUCAGCGGCUUCUAGCAGAAGAGCAGGAGGAACACAGAUUGGCAGAGGAGAGACGGAGGGAAAUGGAGAAACAGCUGAAGCAAGAUGAAGAGUUGGCUUGGCAGCUGAGUAACAGUCUGAAUGAUGAUUCCAAAGGACAUGUGCUCAGCAGUCCUUCAGCGGUAGGCAGCCUCUCAUCUGAAACAUCCCCAUCUAAUUUGUCCAAGAUGAAGAACAAAUCAAGCAACUCUAGAGACAUUCAGAAGUAUCUGUCUCCAAAGCAUCAUACGUUGGGAUCAGCUUCAUUCUCUAGAACAACAGAAAGAGGCAGGAGUGACUGUGGCUCUAUGAAGACGAAUAGCAAUGAAGGUAGCAGUUCCGUGUGGCAAGAUGAGCAAGAGGAAAUGCCAACACUGUCUCCACAGCUGACUGAUGUGAUUAAAGAUUCCAGUGCUAAGGAUUCAUUUUUGGAAUCGUGCAUGAACUUUUUAAGUGCCUCAGCUUCAGGGGAUACGUCUGUUGUCAAGCAGGAAAAAACACCAGGAUCGUAUUGUCUAGCAGACAAAGUUCCAGAUGCGCUUCAUGGAAUCAGAAAAGAGGAAGGGUCUAGAACAGUUCUUCACAGAUCUGUAGGAGAAGAUGAUGGAAUUGAGUCAGACAGUGGCAGUUUAACACAUGUAGAAAGCAUAAACCUUGAAAAUUCUGCUGAAACUUGUACCUGCAUUCAAACAACAACAAAUACUGUGAUGUCUGACAGCAAAGGUGUAAUAUGUGAUCUCAUAAACGAGGUGGCUAGACACUCAGAUGAAGCAAAACCAGAAAGACUGCAAAAUUCUCAAGAGACUCCAAAAAGAAAGUUGCUGGAGCUGCCAGCUGAAGCAGCAGUUGACUUGUGCGUGCUUGAUAAGAGAAGAAGAACUCUGCUGGAAUGUUUAGAAGACCAAGAGGAGGAGAUUAAUUGUUUUAACUUGCAGAUGCAGAAAGCCUUUGAGCAGGAGUUCUAUGAAAGGCGUAUGCAAGAGGAGCAGGACAGGCUUCUGGCUCUGCAGCUACAGAAGCAGAUCAACAAGGAGGAAGGGACACCUAAUCGACAAAAGGGCUCUCCAGAUGAGUACCUUCUUCGCACAAAACCAGCUGAGUCUGUAAAAGACUCUACUGCUAGAAAGGGAAGUUCUAAGAUGGCGAAAGACUCAAAGGUACAAAAACAUCAGGCUGAAACAAAUCACCGCAAGACUCGGAAAAGUUCUUGCAAUGAAAACUGGCAGUCCCCUAACAGAGUCCGAAUGAAAUCACCUGGCAUCAAGGGAGGAAAAGUUUUGAAUUGUGUAGUUAAUACCAGUGAUGCAAACGAUAGUUGUUCGCUACCUAAGAAUAAGCAAAAGACGAUCCUUCAGAUGUUUAAAAGCCCUGUUGCCGAGUAG
This is a messenger RNA of Apaloderma vittatum (bar-tailed trogon), 1836 nucleotides long. RefSeq names its product ring finger protein 168, E3 ubiquitin protein ligase (gene RNF168). Gene Ontology annotation, biological process: protein ubiquitination; double-strand break repair. The record is from RefSeq and is a predicted model, not a curated record. The coding region runs from base 1 to 1836 and encodes 611 amino acids. Gene Ontology annotation, cellular component: nucleus; site of double-strand break. Gene Ontology annotation, molecular function: nucleosome binding; ubiquitin-protein transferase activity; metal ion binding. The transcript is spliced from 6 exons. NCBI's taxonomy places the organism in Eukaryota, Metazoa, Chordata, Aves, Trogoniformes, Trogonidae.